AUGACCAUCGACCACACUUCACCAAGAAAUCCUCAAACAAUCAAAGUCAGCGACCGGAGCACAUGGCUUGAAGCGCUUAGGACCGACCGACCCGUUCUCAUCCACCUUAACGCAGACACGACGUGGCUCAUUCAAUUGCCGUACCCGCCUUCCAUCACUCCGCCCUCUGGUCGGAGACGAUUCAAUAUCCUUCUCGAUCCAUGGCUGCAGGGUCCACAAACCGACGUCGCGUCAUGGUUUUCGACGCAAUGGCACGUCGUUGAGCCUAGCGUGAAUACAAUGGAUCAGCUCAACUCGAUACUGGCGGGCCUUGAGGAGGGUGCGGAAGGGUCAAAGGUAACAAACAGCUCGUACGUUGAUUUGGUCGCCAUGUCACACGAGUUCACCGAUCACUGCCACCAGCCAACUCUUAAAGAGCUUCCCCCUUCAACUCCGGUUUUUGCUCCCGACAAGGCUGCCCGACUGAUCCGGUCAUGGAAGCACUUCAACACCGUGACCACUAUUCCGUACUUUUCAUCGGCGACCAAGGACUGGACAACUGACCUGAGCAUCGCGGGGUUGCCUUCUUGGGUUGGCAUCGGACGCGUCGUCACGAGUGGGAACGCUAUGUAUUUCCACUCCGCAAUCAUGGUCGCGUUCGAUCUCGGGAAUCCGGAAACGAUACUGUACUCUCCUCAUGGCAUCCAGGCAUCCGAUUUAGCAUGUGUUCGAGAGUCUGGUUUCUCUACAUUGGCAAUGCUGCACGGCCUCCACGACGUUCGUAUUUGGAUGACCAAGCAACUGAAUCUUGGGGCCAUGAAUGGAAUUCAAGCCGUUGGCGUAACUAACGCACGCUAUUGGGUUGCGACACAUGAUGAGCCGAAGAAGGGCACCGGCUUUAUAGCUCCUAUGCUUUUACGGACACAGUACACUUUGAGGGAAGCAGUUGAUGCAGAGGAAAUAAGGAUGCGAUGCAAAAUUCCGGAGUAUAAGUUUGUCGAACUAGGCUCCGGUGACGGUGUAUUGUUGCAAUAG
Messenger RNA from Colletotrichum spaethianum, 1014 nucleotides. RefSeq lists its product as uncharacterized. The coding region runs from base 1 to 1014 and encodes 337 amino acids. The record is from RefSeq and is a predicted model, not a curated record. The transcript has a single exon. NCBI's taxonomy places the organism in Eukaryota, Fungi, Ascomycota, Sordariomycetes, Glomerellales, Glomerellaceae.